Molecule: messenger RNA, 1710 nt
Organism: Exophiala bonariae
Lineage: Eukaryota; Fungi; Ascomycota; Eurotiomycetes; Chaetothyriales; Herpotrichiellaceae
Exons: 4
Coding region: 1-1710 (569 amino acids)
Molecular function (GO): oxidoreductase activity, acting on CH-OH group of donors; flavin adenine dinucleotide binding
Source: RefSeq, a predicted model, not a curated record
AUGGAGACCACUAUUCCCCUGAUAGCGGAUUUCAUAAUUGCUGGAGGAGGGGCUGCGGGGUGCAUUGUCGCAGGCCAUCUAGCAGAGGCACACCCAGAUUUGGACAUUCUCCUUAUCGAAGCGGGCCCGGAUAACAGGGACAAACCGAAUGUGACCAUUCCGUCGCUCUUCAUAACUAACCUCGACCCGGGCUCAAAGGUGCAAAAGUUCUAUGACGCAAAAACCAAUAGCAAGCUGGCAGACCGAGCAAUGCCUAUUAUGUCCAGCCAAAUAUUGGGUGGUGGAAGCUCGAUUAACUUCAUGAUGUAUUCGAGGCCUCUAGCCUCUGAUUUCGAUGCCUGGAAAACGGAUGGAUGGGGCGCACAGGACAUGAUACCACUCUUCAAAGAUCUUGAGAAUUACUGUGAAGGAGAGCACGGAGUGGGGCGAGAUACCCAUGGCCACACAGGACCGCUGAAAGUUAGCCAUGGUGGAGGGUUUGUAGGGCAUCAGGCUGAAGUCGAGAAGUGGUUGAAAGCAUCGGCCAUCGCAGGAAUGAAUAUCGUCCCUGACGCUCAAGAUUUCAAGACCACGAACGGCAUAUCUGCAAUGCCAUCGUGGGUUGAUGCGCAGAAAGGCCGGCGAUCUGACCCAGCACACUAUAUUCUUCAUCCCCUGCUCGACAAUCGCAGCACAGGCCUCAAAGUGCUGCCAGAUCAAACUGUCAACCGCGUCCUCUUCAAUUCUCGGAAGCGGGCCAUUGGAGUUGAACUAGUCUCGAGCACUAUUAUACUCGCCCGCAAGCAAGUCGUUCUGUCUAGUGGCACCUUAAAUACACCUCAAAUUCUCGAACGCUCUGGCAUUGGCUCCCAAAAACGCCUGAGAGAGCUACAUAUCCCCCUAGUGUUUAACAACAACGCCGUUGGAGAAUCAUACAUGGACCAUCAACUGCUUCUGGUCAGCUACAUGUCAAAGACCGAUCCAACGAAGACGUUGGAUGCACUUUGGCAAGGGCGUCACUCCCUGGAUCAGAUGUCCGCAGGUGGAACUGGUAUAGCAGGCUGGACUGGAGUUCUCAUCGGGGGCAAGAUCAAUCCUACCGCCUCGGAGCUAGAAGCGAUGGAUCCGGAGUUUCAGCAAGUUUACAAAGAGGACUAUGAGGCACUUCAGAGACCUGUCGCCUUUUUCGCAGGUGGUUGUUCGCUCGUUAGCCCUUAUGUUUCCACAGCACCGCCAGGACAAUAUUUCACUUUUGCACUCGCCACAUCGUAUGGGCGCUCGCGAGGAUACAUCCAUACUCUUGGUAAUCCUCUGGUAAACGGGCCCGAGUUUGACACAGGGUUUUUCUCAGACCCGUCCGACAUCAAGAUUCUGGCAUGGACAUACAAGAAGACAAGGGAAAUAGCACGGCGAAUGGAAGAUUACAACGGAGCAUUCCUUCCCACGCAUCCCAAGUUCAGUAAGUACUCCAGGGCCAGCUUUGAACUCGAUGAUUCGUACCUGAAGGGAGUGGGCAGUGAUAAAACAAAAAUAAAGGACGUUGUCUACACAAAAGACGACGAUGAAGCGAUUGAGUCGUUUCUAAGGCAGUCGGUGAGCACGAUGUGGCAUUCCGCGGGGACCUGCGCCAUGAAGCCACUAGAGGAAGGGGGUGUUGUAGAUAAAGACCUUAACGUCCAUGGCGUCUAUGGUUUGAAAAUUGCAGGUAAUGAUUUGCUUCCUCGAUCUUGA